This is a messenger RNA of Brassicogethes aeneus, 2215 nucleotides long. NCBI's taxonomy places the organism in Eukaryota, Metazoa, Arthropoda, Insecta, Coleoptera, Nitidulidae. The record is from the annotation of a GenBank genome assembly.
UGACAUUUAUGUUGACGUUAAUGUCAACCUAAAUAAUUUUAUAUUUAUUUAGCAAAAUUCUAAACUACUAAUGCAAUAAACAAACAAACCAGUUACUUAAGCUACAAGUUUUUCAAACGACAAUAAUAUGUGCGAAAAUGGGUCAGAAUACGGCGAAAUGGUGGAUCCAAGAGUACAUAUCGAACUAGAACGCCUGAAUAAUGCAACCGAUGAAAUAAACAAGCUGGAAGUGGAACUAGACGAGGCUCGAAACAAUUUUCGCCAACUGUUAUGUGAUAGUACAGCCAGGGUAGAGGCUAUAAGGGCCAAACUGGGUAUAUGCGUUGAGAGAGCAAGACCUUACUACGAGGCCAGGUUUACUACAAACGAGGCUUUGAAACAAACGCAAAUCGCUGCUAUGAAGUUUGAGAGGGCCAAUAGUGCGCACAGUGCAGCUAGGGAGAUGGUGUAUUUGGCCGAACAGGGUUUAGGAGGGAGAACGCUAGACCCUGCUUGGCAAGAAAUGUUGAACCAUGCAACACAAAGAGUUAACGAUGCUGAAACAGACAGGAGUAUAGCAGAGAGUGAGCAUCGAUUCGCUUGUCUUAAACAUGAAGCUGCCAAUACAAAAGUACAAAGUUUACAGAAAGAUUUGAAAAGGGCCAUUAAUAAAAGCCGUUUGUCCAUAAGAAGGUCCUUUAUGAAAAUGAGUAACAUUUUGUCACAACAUGAGUUUAUGUUUGUACCGUACUACGAGAUGAAAGCGCACUUCUACCAGCUCCUCGACGCGCAAAAAUACCGCAUCCAAAAGCUGGAAUCGCACGUGGGCCAAUCGAAACUAACUUACUCGCAGGCCCUGCGAAACCUCGAACAAAUCUCGGACGAGAUCCACCAGACGCGUCGCAAAGCCUCCUUGAAGCUCACUGCACACACCGUCAAACAGGGGAGCAUCGACUCGAACGAGUCGCUUCUGGACGACGCGCAGGACCUCAUAGACGAGUACAAGGGUCUGCCCGGCAGACUGACGGGCAAAUCCGAUCCGAUAACGUGCAACUUGGAGGAGAUCGACGGGUACAAGAACGCGAACCUGGACUCGCCCGAGUCUCCGCAAAGCGAUUGCGAGAAAGUCGAUCCGAGUCUGGCUCCGAGUCAGUCGAGCGAGUGGACCGAGAUCAAUCUGGACAGUUCCAGCCCGGAAGAGGAGAAAUCCGGCGAUGGUAACGCGGAGAAGUCGAAGCUCUUCAGGCAGAAAACCAUGCCGACUUCCAGCGAGUUUUCGGCGUUAAAAAAUAAGAUGAAGUUGGAUACUAGUAUAACCAAUUGGAUUACAAGGUCUGCUGUGAAGAAUGAAGAGGUUUCGUUUAAUAGUAGUAGAAGACAAAGUUUGGAUAAUCUACUGGGACCAACGAGCGAAAAGAUGAAAGAAAUUUUCUCGCACGGCAUGAUGAUGCUGAACAUUGGCUCGAUGACUGAAAGAAGAAAUAGCGAACCAAAGGUUGGCAUUACCGAAUCCAAGGGCGUCAAAAAGUUACCCAGCCCUUUGGAAAAAACCCUUACAUAUCUGACCGUGGAGGACGAUAACUCGGAUACCGAGAGUGUAUCAAGCGUGGACAUGUUAAAUGAUGACCAAAUCGCAUCGUUAAUGUUGGAUAAAGAUAUCGGAGCAGUUUGUGAAGAAUUAUUGGGUACCCCUAUAUCCGAGGUAAUUUCAUUUCCCCAUGUAGCCAUCAAACCAAAUAAAUUUUAGUCAAUUUAUUUUUAACUAAUUUUAGUCUAAAGUUGUCAAAGUGUACCUUUUAUUUUUAUUAUACAUAAUAUGUGAUUAGUAAAAAAUUAAGACUAACUUUACUGUUCCUUUCAGUCUUUUUAGUUAAAACUGUUAUUUUUUUUAACUUAAUUUUUAAUUAAAUAGGUAUACAAAAUCAUGUAGGUAUUAUAUAUGGAAUUGUACAAAAUAGUCACAAAUUGAAUAAGUGAUAUUUUACUAUAUUUAAAAUGUAUCCAAAAUAAUUAUGUUACCUUUCUCUAGUCAAAUUAGAAAAUUUCGUUAUUUAUGUCUUAAUGCCUGUUAUCUAUUUAUUAGUUUUAACAUUUCAAUCUAAUUGCAAUAAAAACGUACUUAAAGCUUUUAAAGCUUCUUUUUCGAGUAGAUAUUAAAAAACUUUGAAAAGCAAUAUUUUAAUGUUGAAACAUUGUUAAACAAUUAUAAACCUAAUAAAAGUAUUGUGAUUACCAA